This is a messenger RNA of Coccidioides posadasii C735 delta SOWgp, 853 nucleotides long. It is a transcript of the gene RPS12, whose product is annotated as 40S ribosomal protein eS12. The record is from RefSeq and is a predicted model, not a curated record. Lineage: Eukaryota; Fungi; Ascomycota; Eurotiomycetes; Onygenales; Onygenaceae. Gene Ontology annotation, biological process: translation. Gene Ontology annotation, cellular component: cytosolic small ribosomal subunit; ribosome. Gene Ontology annotation, molecular function: structural constituent of ribosome.
AAACCAUCCACUCCGAUAUUUCUCUCAGCCAUCAUCUCCAUCACUCUUUGAGGAUAAUCCGGCAUUUGAAACAGCUCAAGUAGCUACCAGACACGUCAAAAUGUCGGAUGGAGAAGAGACCCCCGUCGUUGCGGCCGAAGAGGUCGAAGUUUCCGCCACCGCUACCGGCGGUAGCUCCAUGUCCGUUCUCGAUGCUCUCAAGGGUGUCUUGAAGAUCGCCCUCAUCCACGACGGUCUUGCUCGUGGCCUUCGUGAGGCUGCCAAAGCGCUCGAUCGUCGCCAGGCCCACAUGUGCGUUCUCAACGAGGCAUGCGAAGAGGAGGCAUACAAGAAGCUGGUCAUUGCUCUGUGCCAGGAGCAUAAGAUUCCAUUGAUCAAGGUGCCCGACGGCAAGAUGUUGGGUGAAUGGGUUGGACUCUGCGUGCUUGACCGUGAAGGAAACCCUCGCAAGGUUGUCAACUGCUCCUGCGUUGUCCUCCGUGACUGGGGAGAAGAAUCACAGGAACGCUCUGUCCUCCUCAACUACUUCCAGACUGAGCAGUAAAGCAAACAAGGUGGUUCCGCUCAGCGGCUGCUUGUUGCAUGUAUAGGCGGAACGUGAAACCAAGAAAAAAGCAAAAGUCUUCGGCUUUGAGUCACAAUGUUUUAUGUGAUAUCAAACGGAAAACAGAUUAAGAAAACAUGCAAGAUUUGUCGGACAGCAGAGAUGUUCGGGAAUCUACGAUGUGGACUUAGACCUAGAUUAUCCUGUUUGAUAUCGAAUGAAAUGCCAUCGAAGUAGUUGAUAUGUAUGGAUCGCAUCGCCCAUAGCUUAGGAAGUAAAGCUUGGCUAAAUGGAUAACUUCAUCCUUUC